Molecule: messenger RNA, 1992 nt
Organism: Schizosaccharomyces osmophilus
Lineage: Eukaryota; Fungi; Ascomycota; Schizosaccharomycetes; Schizosaccharomycetales; Schizosaccharomycetaceae
Gene: mnr2
Product: vacuolar CorA family magnesium ion transmembrane transporter Mnr2
Exons: 1
Coding region: 1-1992 (663 amino acids)
Biological process (GO): magnesium ion transmembrane transport; intracellular magnesium ion homeostasis
Cellular component (GO): plasma membrane
Molecular function (GO): magnesium ion transmembrane transporter activity
Source: RefSeq, a predicted model, not a curated record
AUGCCUACAGAUGAUACAGUAAGCAAGUUCACGAUGCCUGGCCCAUCUUCGUCGUCUAAACGUCCAUCCAAACGCCCUCCCAUGAAUAUUAGCAAUUCAUCCGCGCGUGUGAUGGAUAUAAAUACGGAUAGAAAGCCUCAUAUACCUCAUGAGGCUAAAGUGGAAAAUGAUCAAGCUUCUCAAUCAGUGCCAAACGAUUUGGAUCCCGCAUUUGAUGCUUUGAGGUUUUUAAGUAUGCCGAGGAACCUUCAUGGACGCAUGUCCAAUCGAUCGCGUCCAUAUUUCCCUUUAGAUCCUAGCCUGAAAAAUGUACAAAACACAGAUGACGAACCAACGGAGGAAACUCGUUUGCUUGACGACUCAAAUGGAAAUGCAUAUCAAUACAAUGAUAAAAAGCUUGCCAAGGAUGUUAAUAAUCCUCCGUCAAUGCCAAGCUCUCUUUGCUCCUCCCCGAAAUUUCAAGCAAACAAGCUCAACGAGAGCGAUGAAGAUUUUUCCGAAGACAUACCCAUGCCGGAGAGCCACCCUGAAAGCAUAUCAAGACAAUCUGAAGAGAAACCCCGUAAAGAUAGCCACGACGGCGACGUAAGCGACUUUGGCAUUUCUUCUCAGCCUUCAUUUGGUAAAUCCCCUAAAUCUCCCUCGAAUCAUUAUGAACAAUAUGCAAAUAAUCAAGUUAACGAAGAGGCUCAAGAGGUUGUCGAAGGGCGUGACGAAUUGUUCUUACCCAUCUCCACGCAUCAUCUUCAUGAUCCGGAUUUCUCCAUUAUGGAUGAGUGGGCAGCAAAGAUGAAAGAAACAGUUGAUGAAUUCACCGAUGAAGAAUCUGAUCAUCGUAAGGAGCGAAAUAGAAAAAUGAGCGAACCAUUGCUUGUCAAUGGUCGAUAUCGUAUUCGCGAUCGAUGGGCUCAAUUACGAAAAUCUGAGGUUGAUCGUCCUUACAGAUUUACAUUCUUUACGGAAGAAUUGCCAUCGACGAUUCAUUCUCAUGAAAUGUGGGAACUUGCACAUGAUAAUCAAACAUUUGAGAACCUUUUCCGAUCCGGUGGAACUUGGUGGUUAGAUGUCUCGUCCCCCAAAGAAGAAGAAAUACGUAUCCUUGCGAAGACAUUUGGUAUUCAUCCUUUGACAGUGGAGGAUAUAACCAUGGCGGAAGAUCGCGAAAAGGUAGAGCUUUUCCGAUCUUACUAUUUUGUAACAUUCCGAUCUUUUAAUCAGCUUCCUUCUGGGCCCGAGUACUUGAAGCCAUUGAACUUUUAUCUCGUUGUGUUCCGCGACGGAAUUCUUACUUUUCACAUGAAUCCAACCCCACACCCAGCGAACGUACGCCGGAGAAUUCGCCAAUUGAACGGAUAUCUGACUAUAAAUGCGGAUUGGAUAGCGUAUGCUCUGUUAGAUGAUACUACAGAUGCAUUUGCUCCCUUUAUCGAGAAGAUUGAGGACGAAGUAGAUACGAUUGAUGAAAUUAUUUUGGGUAUUCAUCACGAACACGUUUUAGAGGUAAAGCCUCAGGAAAGUAUGCUGAAACGUGUUGGUGAAUGUAGAAAACUAAUUAUGAGCUUACUGAGGCUACUUGCAAAUAAAGCUGAUGUUGUUCGAGGUUUAUCAAAACGAUGCAAUGAAUCUUGGCAAGUCGCACCUAGGGGAGAAAUUGCUCUUUAUCUUGGUGAUGUUCAAGAUCAUAUUGUGACAAUGGUUCAAAACUUGAAUCAUUAUGAAAAAAUUCUAUCGAGAAGUCAUUCCAACUACUUGGCUCAGAUCUCAAUCAAUAUGACAUUGGUGUCAAAUGAAACAAACGAAGUCUUGUCCCGAUUAACAAUAUUGGGUACCAUUCUUAUUCCUUUGAACCUGGUGACAGGUCUCUGGGGUAUGAACGUUCAGGUUCCAGGUCAAGAUGUUCCUGGCCUUCAAUGGUUUUUUGGUAUUCUUGGAAGUCUUAUACUAUUUGCAGUGUUUUCAGUACUUCUUUGUAAAUGGUAUCAAGUGAUCUAA